AUGUCAAGCGUAAAAAAUAGAGUAAAACUAUUUGAAAAACCAAAAGAAAUUAACAAUAAUAUCACAAAUAAAGCGAAUAGUACCACCAGUAAAAUAAACAUUAACAAAUUCAAUACAAAUAACAAACUUACUUCUAACAAAAUUAAUAUUACCACCACUUAUAAUGUCUCUAAUAAUAAAUUUAAAACUAAACACUCUGCUGGUAACUAUAACACUAAUGAAAGCGAAAACAAAGCUGAUAAUAAAAUCAUUGCUGGCAAUAAUAUUAUUGUCAAAAAUAAAGAUGCAAAAGAGAUAUCUUUAGAUUUUUCAGAAAAUGAUUUACAAAAAUUAUUAUCAAGUCCUGAUAUUAAUAAUAUAGAUUCAAAAGAUUUGUUAAAAGCAGCUACUGUGGUGAAAGUACCCCCAACCCCUAAUCCUGCUGCUGCUGUAAUAACUUUAUUAGCCUCAAAAAUUUCUGCUUUAGAGGGUGAAUUAGAAACUGUUGGCAAAGAGAUGGCUGAAAAUAUUAAACGUGAAGUAGAUUUAGAAAUGGAAUUGGAUAAUGUUGUAACACAAAAAGAAGAAGAAAUACAGGUUGCUACUAAGCCAUUGGUUAUUAAAAUAAGUCAACUGGAAGCUGACAUAUUACAAUACAAAAAAAUGAAUUCUAUUUCUUCAUUAGAUAAUAUCCCUUCAAGUACAGGAUCUUCAAGAGAUUUAUUAAAUAAUAAAAAACAAAAUGCUGAAACAGAAUUCAAUCAACUCAAAUUAGAACUUGAGGAAUUAAAAAAAUCAAAUGAAAACAAAUCAAAUGAAAUCAAUGAAUUAAAUGAAAUAAUAAAAAAUCUAGAGAAACAAAGAGAUGAACAAGGUAAAAUAUUGGACGAGCAUCAAAAAGGAGCACAGGUAUUUAUAAAAGAUAUGGCGUCAGAAAGAGAGCAAUGGAGACAAAAAGAACAAGAUAUUAUACUAAACCAUGAAUCAAUUGAACUAAAAAUGAAACAAAAAGAAUCAGAAUUAAGCGCUGUACAAGAUGAAUUGAUGAGCACAAUUAAAGAGAAACAAACUAUGAAACAGAAAUUGAGGCUAAUUGAAAAUGAAUUAGCAAAAACAAUAGAUGAAAAGAGAAAACUUUCAGAUCAAUUAACAGAUACAAAGAGACAAUUGGAUAAAUUUAAAGAACAAAUAAAAUCGAUCAAAUUAAUGGGUAAUGAUGAAGACAAUGACAAUAACAACGAUGAUGAACUAUUAUAUAAAAAAAUGGAUAAAUAUAAACAAGAAUCAGAAGUGCUUCAACAGCAGCUUGAAACUUUAAAUAAAAAACUUUCUGAGAAAGACGAUGAACAACACAAUCUUAUUCAAACACUUGAAAAAGCAACUUUACAAACAGAAAAAACUGUAGUAGACAAUGAAGCCAAAUUCAAUACAUUAACAAAAGAUCAUCAGAAAACAUUAAAUUCAUUACAAAAACAGCAUGAAGAUGAAAUAAAAAAGAUUACAGAUCAAUUGAUAGAGGAGAAACGUAUAACUGAAAGAAAAAUCAAAUCUCUAGAAAUGAAACUUGAAGAUGUAAGUAGAUAUAAUCUUGUCUUUAAUAUCAGAGAAUUGGAAAAUUAUUGUUAA
This is a messenger RNA of Entrophospora sp. SA101, 1605 nucleotides long. Lineage: Eukaryota; Fungi; Glomeromycota; Glomeromycetes; Entrophosporales; Entrophosporaceae. The record is from the annotation of a GenBank genome assembly.